GUGGUGCUUCUGCUGGCUUUGGGGAGAUGUGCGCUCGGAGGCUCGCCCGGCGUUCAGAUCGGGGGACUCUUUCCGCGGGGCGCCGACCAGGAGUACAGCGCAUUCCGGAUCGGCAUGGUCCAGUUCGGCACCUCCGAGUUCAGACUGACGCCUCACAUCGACAACCUGGAGGUGGCCAACAGCUUCGCCGUCACCAACUGCUUCUGUUCACAGUUCUCCAGAGGAGUGUACGCCAUCUUUGGAUUCUAUGAUAAGAAGUCCGUCAACACCAUCACGUCUUUCUGUGGGACGCUCCAUGUUUCCUUCAUCACGCCCAGUUUUCCUCUGGAUGGAAACCAGCAGUUCAUCAUCCAGAUGAGACCGGAUAUCAAAGGACCACUGCUCAGCCUCAUCGAGUACUACAAGUGGGACAAGUUCGCCUACCUGUAUGACAGUGACCGAGGUCUGACCACGCUGCAGGUGGUUCUGGACACGGCAGCUGAGAGGAAGUGGCAGGUGACGGCCAUCAACGUAGGCAACCUGAAGGAUGAGAGGAAAGAUGAGGCCUACCGCUCUCUCUUCCAAGACCUGGAGAACAAGAAGGAGAGACGGGUGAUCCUUGACUGUGAGCAGGACAAAGUCAAAGACAUCAUGGAACAGGUCAUCACCAUCGGCAGGCAUGUAAAAGGCUAUCAUUACAUUAUAGCCAACCUGGGCUUCAUCGAUGGCGACCUGUCAAAAAUCCAGUAUGGCGGCGCGAAUGUGUCAGGCUUCCAGAUUGUGGAUUUUGAUGAUCCCUUGGUGUCUAAGUUUGACCAGAGGUGGGAGGCCCUGGAAGAGAAGGAGUACCCUGGAGCAGACAGUAAAAUCAGAUACACAUCAGCGCUGACCUAUGACGCGGUGCAAGUCAUGACCGAGGCCUUCAGGUUCCUCCACAAGCAGCGCAUCGACAUCUCCAGGAGGGCCAACAACGGAGACUGUCUGGCCAACCCCGCCGUGCCCUGGGCUCAGGGCAUGGAGAUAGAACGAGCCUUGAAACAGGUACGCGUGGAUGGCUUGACAGGGAACAUCCAGUUUGACCAGUAUGGAAAGAGGGUGAACUACUCAGUAAACAUAAUGGAACUGAAGAACAAUGGUCCUGUAAAGAUUGGAUAUUGGAAUGAGGUGGACAAAAUGGCGGUCACCAAAUCAGAUGUGUUUGCAAAUGAAACAACUGGAAUGGAAAACAAAACAGUCAUCGUCACCACCAUCCUGGAAGCCCCGUACGUCAUGCUGAAGAAAAACGCGGACCUUUUCAUGGACAACGACCGCUACGAGGGGUACUGCGUGGACCUGGCGGCCGAGAUAGCGAAGCACUGCGGCUUCAGGUACCAACUGAAGAUAGUGGGCGACGGCAAGUACGGAGCCAGGGACGCAGAGACCAAAAUCUGGAAUGGAAUGGUUGGAGAGUUGGUGUAUGGGAAAGCAGAUAUUGCUGUGGCCCCACUGACUAUCACCCUGGUGCGGGAGGAGGUGAUUGACUUCUCCAAGCCCUUCAUGUCUCUGGGAAUCUCCAUCAUGAUCAAGAAGCCCCAGAAGUCCAAGCCAGGCGUCUUUUCCUUCCUAGACCCCCUGGCCUAUGAGAUCUGGAUGUGCAUUGUGUUCGCCUACAUUGGCGUCAGCGUGGUUCUUUUUCUAGUCAGCCGCUUCAGCCCAUAUGAGUGGCACACUGAGGAGUACGAGGACGGCCAGAUUCAGACCAACGAGUCCACCAACGAGUUUGGGAUAUUCAACAGCCUGUGGUUCUCACUGGGUGCCUUCAUGAGGCAGGGCUGUGACAUCUCCCCCAGGUCUCUGUCAGGGCGUAUCGUGGGUGGUGUGUGGUGGUUCUUCACGCUGAUCAUCAUCUCUUCCUACACGGCCAACCUGGCUGCCUUCCUGACGGUGGAGAGAAUGGUGUCUCCUAUUGAAAGCGCAGAGGACCUCGCCAAACAGACUGAGAUCGCCUACGGGACUCUGGACUCCGGCUCCACCAAAGAGUUCUUCAGGCGUUCCAAAAUCGCCCUGUUCGAUAAAAUGUGGACGUACAUGCGCAGCGCGGAGCCCUCUGUGUUUGUGAAAACCACCGCCGAGGGCGUUCUGAGGGUCCGCAAGUCCAAAGGGAAGUACGCCUACCUCCUGGAAUCCACCAUGAACGAGUACAUCGAACAGCGAAAGCCCUGCGACACCAUGAAAGUGGGAGGAAACCUGGACUCCAAAGGUUACGGGAUCGCCACGCCAAAGGGAUCCUCAUUAAGAAAUGCGGUUAACCUCGCAGUACUAAAACUGAAUGAGCAAGGCCUGUUGGACAAAUUGAAAAACAAAUGGUGGUACGACAAAGGAGAGUGCGGCAGCGGGGGAGGUGAUUCCAAGGAGAAGACGAGUGCCCUCAGCCUGAGCAACGUGGCUGGGGUCUUCUACAUUCUGGUCGGAGGCCUCGGUCUGGCCAUGCUGGUGGCUUUGAUCGAGUUUUGUUACAAGUCCCGAGCCGAGGCCAAACGAAUGAAGGUGGCAAAGAAUGCACAGAACAUUAAACCAACUUCCUCGCAGAAUUCACAGAAUUUUGCAACUUAUAAGGAAGGUUACAACAUGACGUUUGGGGAUGCCAUGAGGAGCAAGGCGAGGCUGUCCGUUACUGGGAGUGCUGGGGAGAACGGUCGCGUGCUGAGUCCGGAGGCUGUGCAGGCGGUCCCGUACCUCCCACCGGACAUGGGGCUCAGCGUCAGUCUGACGGACCUGUCUUGA
Molecule: messenger RNA, 2742 nt
Organism: Lampris incognitus (smalleye Pacific opah)
Lineage: Eukaryota; Metazoa; Chordata; Actinopteri; Lampriformes; Lampridae
Gene: gria2b
Product: glutamate receptor, ionotropic, AMPA 2b
Exons: 16
Coding region: 115-2742 (875 amino acids)
Biological process (GO): modulation of chemical synaptic transmission; monoatomic ion transport; synaptic transmission, glutamatergic
Cellular component (GO): AMPA glutamate receptor complex; plasma membrane; dendritic spine
Molecular function (GO): transmitter-gated monoatomic ion channel activity involved in regulation of postsynaptic membrane potential; AMPA glutamate receptor activity
Source: RefSeq, a predicted model, not a curated record